AUGUGUACGACAGCUGUUCUCGUAUCAACACCCUGGUCCUUCACACUCGCAAGAAUAGUUGAGCGAUUGUUUCCAGGUAAACAAGGUAUUCAGAUUGCAAAGAAGAUGUUGACCAAUACAUUACUUGCACCUCUUAAUAUAAGUAUCGUCUUCACAUGUGUUAUCCUUCUGCAGGGUCACACUCUUCGUACAGCUAGAAGAAAAAUUAAACAUGAUAUGCCAAAAACGUUUGUAGCUGGAACAUGUUAUUGGCCAUUCGUUUCAUUUAUUAACUUUCGUUUUAUACCAUUGAAUUAUCGACCGAUUGUUGGGAGUCUAGCUGGAGCUAUAUGGAAUAUUUAUAUCUCGUCAGCUGCUAAUAAUCCAAAAUUAAAUCCAGAUGGUACUAUAAAAGCGAAAGCAGGAACAGAAACAACCUUAUUGGCUGAAACAAGUGGAACGGCAGUGCCAGCAUUACAAGAAGCAUGGAAGACAUUAGACAAUAAUAAAAAAGAUCUGUAG
Molecule: messenger RNA, 501 nt
Organism: Rotaria sordida
Lineage: Eukaryota; Metazoa; Rotifera; Eurotatoria; Philodinida; Philodinidae
Source: the annotation of a GenBank genome assembly